Bacillus rossius redtenbacheri is the source of this 2097-nucleotide messenger RNA. Its product is annotated as excitatory amino acid transporter 4-like. Gene Ontology annotation, cellular component: plasma membrane. Gene Ontology annotation, biological process: L-glutamate transmembrane transport. The coding region runs from base 26 to 436 and encodes 136 amino acids. The transcript has 2 exons. The record is from RefSeq and is a predicted model, not a curated record. Gene Ontology annotation, molecular function: L-glutamate transmembrane transporter activity; neutral L-amino acid transmembrane transporter activity; glutamate:sodium symporter activity. NCBI's taxonomy places the organism in Eukaryota, Metazoa, Arthropoda, Insecta, Phasmatodea, Bacillidae.
GGAUGAUGUGAGUGGCUGGCGCACAAUGAUCUCUCCCCCCACACACUCUCUCCACCACACUCCCACACACCACUCGCAGUCCAGCCUCAUAGUGCUCGUGAUGGUGCUGGACACGGUCGGCCUGCCGCCCAGCGACGCCUCCUUCAUCAUCGCCGUCGACUGGAUGAUCGAGCGGUUCCGCACGAUCGUGAACGUGAUCAGCGACAGCGUGGGGGUGGGCAUCGUGGACCACCUGAGCCGAGGGGAGCUGGAGGAGGCGGACCGGCAGGCGGAGGCGCUGGGCAUCGGCCGGCGGCGCAGCUCCAUGCGCUACGGCAGCUCGCAGGUGGUGGCCGAGCUGGCGGCGGCGGUCCGCAGCCAGGAGGCGGCCUCUCUCCUGGGACACCGCCCCAGCCGCGAGAACAACGUGACCCUGCACGUGCCGGAGGAGCGGUGACGCGCGUGGCGUGGUCCACCAACAACCCGGAGACUGCAUUUUGGUCUCAGACAGUGUUUGUUCUAUUAACCUUCAACCUGAUUGAAAACCCAUCAGUUAAAGGUGUCCACGUUAAAGCCACAGACAUUUAAUGUCAUGUCUUGAUGAAGUAGCAUGGCUUCUGGGUUGUGGCCGUGUUCUUGGCAAAUAGUUCACCGACGGUUUCGGUCAAUAAUGCAGUCGCCUGUAGGUACAGUAGGUAACUGCUCCCUGAUGAUGGUGACUGCAAUGCCGACCGAAUCACUCGGUGAACUAUUUGCCAAGGACACGGCCACAACCCAGAACCCAAGCUACUUCAUCACAAUGACCGUGAAAGCCUGCGAACAUUAUUAUUCAUAUAGUGAUUUUGGACUUUACUGAAAUCAUCAUACUAAGAGACACCUACUAUCAAUACACAUAAUCUGUGAUUCCUGCCUUUUCGAAGAUAAAUUAUUAUUUUUUUAACAACUAAACUUUUGUUCCGGCCUAAAAUUCUUUUGAAACCAACAUGACUUAUGUUCCCAAAAAAAGGAAAAGCUGACAUGCUAAUUUAACUUUGUGAAAUGUCGUUUGAUGGAAGCAACUAUUGCAUUGAGUAAAUUUUGGAGUUAUCGUAUUACUUUGUUUAUGUCAAGGGAUCAAUACAGUAUGUGAUCGAUGUUUCAUGAAUUUCGAAUAAAAAAACAUUUCAUGUGUAAUAUUGUAAAUUUGCACUUAUUUUUUUUUAAAUAAAUAAGUGAGUCUAUUCCAGAGUCAAUAUUUAGCAACACCUUCUAUUCAUAUCAGCUAAAUUGAAAAGAUAUAUUGGAUAGUCUUAAGCUAAUGUGGCUCCAUGCGCGGAGAAGAAAAAAAAUAUGAAUUAACAUUGAAUGAAAUGUUAUUACAUAUUUGGGGAAGAAUCACUUAUACAAGCUGCCAUAACAUGUAAAAACAUUCUUGUAACAAAUCAGUAAAGUACAAUUAUAUAACUCGCAAACAUUUUCCUGUUGCUUCUUUAAUUAAAUUAUUAAUUAAUUUCAAAGCAUUCUUCGCACUAUUACAAGUUAUUAGAGAAUACGUUUUGAACAUGAACUCACAAGAGCAAUCUUCGUACAGCAAAGAAGCCAUUAAACACAGUUUUAUUAUUUCCACGUAUAUUCAUCCUGAUUGCAACGGAAUAUAGAACAAGAAAAUUUAAAACCAGGGAUAAAUUAUAUGAAAAACUUAUUACCUAAAUACAACUAAUAAGAACGAUAUCUUUAUUCGACAUUAUUUUUUCAUUCAAAAGACCGCCAACUUAUUAGAACGUGCCAAAUGUUUUUGACAUAAUUUUUUUAUAUUUUCAAAUAUAAACUUGAUCCUUUUUUUAAAUUGAUGACAACCUAAAUGACAUAUUUUAAAACAAAUAAAUCUGUGCUAUGAUUUUCCACACUGUACAUUUUUUAAUUAAUACAAAUCGGAUGCGGAAACGAAGCAUCCACUGAUGUUUGUUUUAUUGAAUGUUAGAUGUUCGUCAUUUUUUAAAAUUUGUGUUUAAGUAAAACCAACUAUCCCAAGUGGGAGAUUACGAUUGCUUUGAUUAGGCAGAUUUGUACUUUAACUUAUUUGUAUGUAAAUUUACCAAUAGUUUUUUUAAAUAAACAGUAAAUUUAGGCAAAAAUGAA